This is a messenger RNA of Lathyrus sativus (Indian pea), 588 nucleotides long. NCBI's taxonomy places the organism in Eukaryota, Viridiplantae, Streptophyta, Magnoliopsida, Fabales, Fabaceae. The record is from the annotation of a GenBank genome assembly.
AUGGGUCAGGCAUUUCGUCGAGCAUCUGGAAGAAUCCGCUCCGCAUCUGAAACUGACACGUCAUCAUUGGCCAAGCCUAAGAUCACCCUGGACCACCGACCACCGUCCAAGGUUGCCGCUGACAAGGCGGUGGAGAGCUCCAACGCCGCAAAAUUAGACUCUUUGAACGACGAUGAUCGUCCUAAAGCUAAUCUGGACAACAUCCUAGAAGAAAGAGAUCCCAAAUUUGAUGCUAUGCUUGGUCAAAUGCUUGGAAGGAUUACAUCAAAGCCUGGGGGGAAACCUGAAAUGGGUGAGGCAUCUGUGGUUGAAAAGCGUAAUAGGCCCAUGCCAAAGUUGCGAAAUACAAAACCAAAUUCUGGUCAAUACGAGGAAAGGCCGGUUCCUGCAGGCACUUUAAAUGUAGCACAAUUGCGCCAUAUCAUCCUCUUGCAUGAAGGAAAAGCCGAUGAUCACAAUGGGCCUAUGGACGUUCAUCAGAUUGCAGAAAAAUUCCGAGUUGAGGUUGUUCAGAUUCAGAAAAUCUUGCAAUUCCUGUCUCAUCCUCCAGAGGGAAGAACCGAAGAUAAGAACAAAACACCAAGAUAA